Molecule: messenger RNA, 1368 nt
Organism: Apis florea (little honeybee)
Lineage: Eukaryota; Metazoa; Arthropoda; Insecta; Hymenoptera; Apidae
Source: RefSeq, a predicted model, not a curated record
UGAAUCGAAAGAGAAAGUGCGUUUCGUAAUAACAUAGACCAACUUUAAUAUCGGAAUGGAAUGAAACUUCUUAGUCUACCUGUGGCUGCGUGUCGAGGAACACCGAUUGCACGAAUUAAUUAAUUUCUGGAACAAUCGUCCCGAUGUUGUUUUGAUUUCGUGUGAACACGCCGAUUUCGCCGAUUAAGAAACACAGGAAAAAGGAAAAAAAGAAAAGAAAACGUGUCGCGAGCACACUUCCGGGAUUCACGCUGACUUUUUAUUUAAGAAAGGCCGAGUUCAUUGCGAUCGGACGAGUUCAUUUUCCUUUUUGCAGAAUCAUCAAGAUGCGAAGAAUUCUCGGGGAACGAGAAAUCUCGACAUUUUGUAUUCUUCUCCUCUUCUGCCCCUUCGAUUUAUCCGUUUGCCUGCCGGCGGAGCAACCGAUUAGAUACACGUUGAACACAGGCAACGUAGAAACGAGGGAUACUGGUACGCCGUUCAAUUUCGAGCAAAAUCGAGCAGUGGCGAGCGAGUCGCAAAACAACGCGGUUACAGUGGAGAAGUCGGUGUCCAUGAACUACGAGCCGAUACAGUUCGGAACGACCCAGUAUCCUCCAGUGACAAACACCCAUUCAAGCGCUCGUGAGACCGCGAGAUUGGAGAACGAGACAGCGCAGAGUUUCUUCGAGAGGCCUGUCGCCAAUGUAUUGAAUUCCUUUUUGAAGCCUACGCCAUUGGUCGAUAGUAUCAAGGAAGAAGAAAAAUAUGGAAAUUCAGGAGACAAGUUUAUCGGAAUUGGUCGAGCUCUGGUCACUGGCUACCAAGAAUUCAGCAAUUUCCUCAAUACUCUCGUUGACAUGCCGCGUAAAACUGCAAAAAAGGCCAGCUCGGGAAUCUCAGGGAUGCUGAAUUAUAUCGGUGCACGGCUGAUCGGAUUGGAAUGACGAGCAUUGUAAAUAUCGUAGAAUAUUUUGGAUAAUCACGUUCCAAUUAUCCAAAAUCUGUGAUUUUGUGUAAUUUUAUAUUUUGAAUAAAUUUUUGUUGUUUUUUUUAUCAAAUUGUCAAGAGUCGAAGGAAUGGAUGCGAGAAAAGAAUCGUCUCAUAAAUAUAUUAUUUAUUAUCUGAACGUUACACGUGCAACGAGUACGAUACGAUCUCGUAGCUCGAUCGUGGCGACAUCGUGGCGUGGCAGACUGCACUCGAAACCACGCGCUUCUUCAAACGUAUACUAGGCUACUUUAUCGACAACUAUUACACGAUAAAAACGUAAACGAUAGACGAUCGACACACCCGAGGAUUUAAAGCUAGAAAAAAUCCACGAGAAUCGUGUAGUGUUUCCACGGGUGGGGGUCGAUUCGAUCUUAAAACGAUAACGAGAAUAAAAAU